Molecule: messenger RNA, 1902 nt
Organism: Pseudophryne corroboree (corroboree frog)
Lineage: Eukaryota; Metazoa; Chordata; Amphibia; Anura; Myobatrachidae
Gene: TYRP1
Product: tyrosinase related protein 1
Exons: 7
Coding region: 46-1650 (534 amino acids)
Biological process (GO): melanosome organization; melanocyte differentiation
Cellular component (GO): melanosome
Molecular function (GO): oxidoreductase activity
Source: RefSeq, a predicted model, not a curated record
UGAUCUGUCUGCUCUUCAACAGCUGAGACUGUACAGAACACAAUUAUGCGGUGCUACAAGCCUUGGCAGAUCUAUGCCAUGAUAUUAGUGCUUACACUACUUCAUGACCGGAUUUCUGCGCAGUUUCCUCGUCAGUGUGCAACUCCAGAGGCAUUGCUUAGUGGGGAGUGUUGCCCAGGUCUCUUCCCUCAGGCAUCACAGGAUCCAAGGGACCAGUGUGGCUUCUCUGUCGGUCGUGGUCUGUGUGUGAAUGUUGUAGUUGACACCAGACCUCAUGGACCCCAGUAUCAACUUGAUGGCCUGGAUGACCGGGAACAGUGGCCGAUACGAUUCUUUAACAGGACUUGUCUGUGUAAUGGCCGGUUUUAUGGUUAUAAUUGUGGCAGCUGCAGACCUGGAUGGACAGGGGACAACUGUGACCAACCCCUUGUGGUCGUAAGAAGGAAUAUCCUGGACCUACGUGCUGAGGAGCAACAACGCUUUAUAAAUGCACUUGAUCUGGCAAAAAGGACCAUGCACCCAGACUACGUCAUUGCUACACGACACUACAAUGCACUUAUAGACCAAGAAAGGAACACAACAAACUUUGAAAAUAUUUCCAUAUAUGACUUCUUUGUUUGGACCCACUUCUACAGUGUUAGCGAAACCUUUCUCGGCCCAGGUCAAGGAAGUGUUGGUGGCAUUGACUUCUCUCAUGAGGGUCCAGCUUUCCUUACAUGGCACAGAUACCACUUGAUGCAACUUGAGUGGGACAUACAGAACCUUUUACAGGAUCCUUCUUUCGCUCUUCCCUACUGGAAUUUUGCCAUUGGUGGAAAUGAGUGUGACAUUUGCACAGAUAACCUAAUGGGCGCAAGAAGCAAUUUUGAGCAAAAUUUGUUAAGUCCAAACUCUAUAUUCUCUCGUUGGCAAAUUGUGUGUGAAUAUGUAGAAGACUACGAAAAUCUUGGUACUAUAUGCAACAGCACAGUUGGUAGCCAAAUAAGAAGAAACCCUGCUGGAAACACUGACCGUCCAAUGGUGCAGAGACUUCCAGAAAUGGAAGAUGUGUUGGCCUGCUUGGAGGUGAAUUUAUUUGAUACUCCUCCAUUUUUCUCAAACUCCUCUGACAGCUUUCGGAAUACUAUUGAAGGAUACAGUGAACCUUCUGGGCAAUAUAAUCCAACUGUAAGAAGUCUUCAUAACCUAGCUCACCUAUUUCUGAAUGGAACUGGAGGCCAGACUCAUGUAUCACCCAAUGAUCCAAUGUUUGUUCUACUUCAUACAUUCACUGAUGCCGUGUUUGAUGAAUGGCUGAGAAGACAUAGUUCAGACUUCACUGAAUAUCCACUAGAAAAUACGCCUAUAGGCCACAACAGAGAAUACAAUAUGGUUCCUUUUUGGCCACCAGUUACCAAUAACGAAAUGUUUGUAUUGGCACCUGAAAAUCUGGGAUAUUCCUAUGAUGUCCAAUGGCCUAGUCGUGCUUUGAGCAGUACAGAAAUAAUAACCAUAGCAGUGAUAGCAGCUUUAGGCCUUGUGGCUAUAAUCUUCGCUAGUGCCACAUGUGCUGUGCGACGAAGGAGCCAGAAGAAUGAGGUGUUGCAGCCACUGCUUGGUGAAACAUACCCACGUUAUGCUGAAGACAAAGAAAAUACUCAAUCAGUGUGAAAUAUAGAAUACCACUUUAUUAUUCUAGAAUCUGUAAUUGCUUUUAAGUGCUUAGAGAUCCUACCUGGCCUUGGUGUCUAGCAGUAAUGUAGUCCUCAUUGAACUGCAAUACUGUAGGCCUGUUUACAACUAAAUGCUGAGUCUUUUGUGACUUAGGACUACUAAAUUGGGCUUGCUAUUAGUUGUAAAGUGGUCCACUUCUGUUUGUACGGUGUGUUGCUAAUAAAAAUUAAACAAUGUUACAUCUUGAAA